GAAAACGCAAAGACCGUGGACUGGCUACUUUGCAGGCAUCAUCUUCUGGAGCUAAUAGGUUUAAUAUUUUGUUGUGAUUUCCUUUUUUUCCAGGCGUUUGUAUAGUUACAGUUAGUAGUAGAUAUUAUAUUCCUUUGGAUGUUGGUUGAAUACAGUGUUUUUUCCUUUUUGUAUUUCUAGACGUUUGCACAUGAUGUCGGGCCUGUGGUGCUGCUCAACCACUGAAUUCGCCCUCUUACUGUGCUACUGAGGUGUUGCGAGUCUCAAGGUGUUGCUGUCUGAAUGAUGAUUACGCGAUGUCUGAUGUUGAAGUCACGUACGCCGACUUCAUUGCAUCUGGCAGGACUGGGCGUAGGAACGCCCUGCAUGACAUCCUGCACAGUCCCACUGACCCUGAAGGCCGAGAGCUCUCUCUUACUCUGUCCCUAUCCCAGCUUCACAUUAAUGCAGGAGGGGGAGAUGCAAAUGACUCCGAUGACACUCAAAGCUCAUCCUCCUCGGCUCAAAGAGAGGCGGCGCAGAAGAACAGCUAACUGGACGCAGAAGAUUGCUGGAUUGAUUCCUGGCCCUGUUGGUUCCAAAUGUUUUCUUCACGCCUGACAGGUAGCUGGAGGUUAACUGAAUAUUGAUGCCUUUGCAUUACCUACUGAGACUAGUUAGUAGCAAGUCAAUCUAAACUCUAAAGUCCAGUAUGGAGGCAAUGAACUGGAAUUUGCACUUUGCUCUCAUGUCUUCUGUGCACGUUAACUACAGACCUUGAGGUGUGUGCUUUAGAGUUCAAGUGAAAUGAGAUGAAGUUGGUGUGCAAAUGCUUUUUUUCCCCCCAUCAUUUAAUGAAUUAAGUGCAGUGCUAAAAACACUGAUGGGGGUGAAUGGAAAAGAGAAUCUCUGUUACUUUUGUUGUUGUGCAAGCAAUUUGUGAGCCCACUGAGACGUGCUAAUGUAAUGGGUCGCAGUGGAGCUAGCAUGUGUAUAGAGGUAGCGAUGCAGAUGGGGAUUAUAUUGCCAGUUAAUGGCUCGUGCUUCCUUGAAAUGGACACUACUGUAGAGAAAAUUAGACUGGCUGUAAGCAGGACUGGAAACACCGCAAAGAAACAUUGGGCUUUGAAUACUUGCCCAUUUUUAUGAGACUAAAUUGAGCUGUCAUAUAGUCUCAUUUAUGUCAUAUCAAAUAACACUCAAACCAUUUAAAAUAUAAAUCAUCUCAAGUGAAACAUCCCAUCCCAAAGAAGAGCCAAGAUAAGAUCAUCUAGAAAACUGUUAAAUGUGUCAAAUGUGUCUUGAAAAUGUCAUGCAAAUGUAUUGCACUAAAUAACGAAAUGCAACUGUACUAUAUUUAGGCAGUGAUUCUUUUGCAUACCACUAGAGGGAGCCCACGCACCACCAGUGGUACUAGUACAGCAUUGAGAAUCACUGCUAUGUAUUUAAUCACAAAUUUUGAUGGUGUACUAUGUUGGACCAGAUGCCACCAAACUGUGCUCACAUUUCUCACUUAUUACACACAACCUUAACGAACCAUCUCACUUGCCACCACUUGUGGAAAUGUUGAUACCAUCGAACCUGUGAGGUAAAUACGGUCCAGCCAGUAGCUAGGUAAACCUAAUUUAAGUUAUUUUUCACUCCUCUUAAAAUGUUUGCGCUUUAGCUGUUUGCUUGUAACUUGUAAUUUACACCUAUCUCUCCAAAGGUUUUGUGUGUGUUUUAUACUAUUUAUUUUCAUUUUACACCCAAAUAGUAGAUGUGGACCAUGAAAUAUAAAUACUGUAUAUUAUUACAAAAUUAAUUGUUGGCUUCUUGCCUUUUUACCACAGACAACAGUAUCAAUUGUCUCUUCUAACUUUUGGCAAACACUGAAAUAAGUGCAUUUCUCAAAACACGGACCUAUUUUUUUUUCAUGUAGAUAAUUAUGCAAUAUUGUGUGGAGCUUCCAGUAAGUAUGCCAAGUUUGGUGAAAGUGUCAAUUCUUACACAGAGGCACACUUUAUUCCUGAUUACUAUGCGUGGUAAUGGAUACAUCCCAUAAUCGACUUAAAAAAAAAAAAAAAAGCAUUGUGCAUGUACAGCAGUUUUGAAAGUGUUAGAUUUAAGAGUGUUUACUGUCCAGGUUUACAAACUAUACUUUCCUCUUUGUGUGAACAUGUAUGCGUUUAUAUGACACUCCUCCAAUCAGGUUAUUUGUGAACUACCAUGUGACCAUAGUGACGACACUGUAAAUCCAACUAUUUAUUAAUCAGCUUGUAGGAAUGUGAGGUGCAUGAGUUUGAUAAAUGUCUUAACUGUGUACUGUCUGUGACCUUUUUUCUACUCUUCGUGCCAAAGUAAAAUAAAUGACUGAUGGCUUUGA
Molecule: messenger RNA, 2344 nt
Organism: Syngnathus acus (greater pipefish)
Lineage: Eukaryota; Metazoa; Chordata; Actinopteri; Syngnathiformes; Syngnathidae
Gene: pkia
Product: cAMP-dependent protein kinase inhibitor alpha
Exons: 3
Coding region: 297-533 (78 amino acids)
Biological process (GO): negative regulation of cAMP-dependent protein kinase activity
Cellular component (GO): nucleus; cytoplasm
Molecular function (GO): cAMP-dependent protein kinase inhibitor activity
Source: RefSeq, a predicted model, not a curated record